Ochotona curzoniae (black-lipped pika) is the source of this 2263-nucleotide messenger RNA. RefSeq names its product paired box 2 (gene PAX2). NCBI's taxonomy places the organism in Eukaryota, Metazoa, Chordata, Mammalia, Lagomorpha, Ochotonidae. Gene Ontology annotation, biological process: regulation of transcription by RNA polymerase II; anatomical structure development. The coding region runs from base 683 to 1936 and encodes 417 amino acids. The transcript is spliced from 11 exons. The record is from RefSeq and is a predicted model, not a curated record. Gene Ontology annotation, molecular function: RNA polymerase II cis-regulatory region sequence-specific DNA binding; DNA-binding transcription factor activity, RNA polymerase II-specific.
AGUCUCCGGCCGUGUCUUCUCGCAGCCGCAACCCACCUGGGGCCAGCCCGCAGCUGCCGGCGCUGCUCGUCUCCCUCCCUCCUGUCCGGCUUCGCGGCCGCGGCAGCUUACGCCAGCCUUUUCCGGGGGCGGGGGCCCGGUUCGCGCGCUCCCCUCGCGCGGGCGCCCGCUUGGACAUCCCGGGGAUUGCUACUUCUCUGCCAACUUCGCCAACUCGCCGCACUUGGAGCGGCCCCGCUCCCCUCGCAGCGCCUUCGGGCCGCCCCCCUCCCCGCGCCCUCUCUCCGACCGCCGGCUCUCGGAUGACCGGGUUCCGAGGGAGCUGAGCGAGUCGCCCGCCCCGCCUGGCUUCAGCCCCCCGGCCGCAGCAGCAGCCGCUCGCGCGAGCCAUGCGUCCCCCGGCCCCCCUGGCCCGGCCCACCGCCCCGGAGCCGCUCUGCUGACCGCCCAGCCCCGACGCCCCGACGGUGGGAAGUUGCGGCCACUGCGGUGGCCAGCCCCGGCGGGGAGCGCAGCGCGGCUCCCCCCCCCAACUCUCCGCCCCCGCGCGCCCCGCAGCAGCCCGGCGCCCGCUCACUCUCCCUCCCCCACCGUCCCUCCCUUUUCUCCUCAAGUCCUGAAGUUGAGUUUGCGAGGCGACACGGCGGCGGCGGCCGCGCUGCUCCCGCUCCUCUGCCUCCCCAUGGAUAUGCACUGCAAAGCAGACCCCUUCUCCGCGAUGCACCCAGGGCACGGGGGUGUGAACCAGCUCGGGGGGGUGUUUGUGAACGGCCGGCCCCUACCAGACGUGGUGAGGCAGCGCAUCGUGGAGCUGGCCCACCAGGGUGUGAGGCCCUGUGACAUCUCCCGGCAGCUGCGGGUCAGCCACGGCUGUGUCAGCAAAAUCCUGGGCAGGUAUUACGAGACUGGCAGCAUCAAACCCGGCGUAAUUGGCGGCUCCAAGCCCAAAGUGGCAACGCCCAAAGUGGUGGACAAGAUCGCUGAAUACAAGCGGCAGAACCCCACCAUGUUCGCCUGGGAGAUCCGGGACCGGCUCCUCGCUGAGGGCAUCUGCGACAACGACACGGUACCCAGCGUCUCCUCCAUCAACAGGAUCAUCCGGACCAAAGUUCAGCAGCCUUUCCACCCAACACCAGACGGGGCUGGGACAGGAGUGACUGCCCCUGGCCACACCAUCGUUCCCAGCACGGCCUCCCCUCCCGUUUCCAGCGCCUCCAAUGACCCAGUGGGCUCCUACUCUAUCAAUGGGAUCCUGGGGAUUCCUCGCUCCAAUGGCGAGAAGAGGAAACGUGAUGAAGUCGAGGUAUACACUGAUCCUGCCCACAUUAGAGGAGGUGGAGGUUUGCAUCUGGUCUGGACUUUAAGAGAUGUAUCGGAGGGCUCAGUUCCCAAUGGAGACUCCCAGAGUGGCGUGGACAGUUUGCGGAAGCACUUGAGAGCUGACACCUUCACUCAGCAGCAGCUGGAGGCUUUGGAUCGGGUCUUUGAGCGUCCCUCCUAUCCUGACGUCUUCCAGGCCUCAGAGCACAUCAAGUCAGAACAGGGGAACGAGUACUCCCUCCCAGCUCUGACCCCUGGGCUUGAUGAAGUCAAGUCGAGUCUAUCUGCGUCCACCAACCCCGAGCUGGGCAGCAACGUGUCAGGCACGCAGACAUAUCCUGUGGUGACCGGUCGUGACAUGGCGAGCACCACUCUGCCUGGUUACCCCCCUCACGUGCCCCCCACUGGCCAGGGAAGCUACCCCACGUCCACCCUGGCAGGAAUGGUGCCUGGGAGCGAAUUCUCCGGCAAUCCCUACAGCCACCCCCAGUACACCGCCUACAAUGAGGCUUGGAGAUUCAGCAACCCCGCCUUACUAAGUUCCCCUUAUUAUUAUAGUGCCGCCCCCCGGGGCUCCGCCCCUGCCGCUGCUGCCGCUGCCUAUGACCGCCACUAGUUACCGCGGGGACCACAUCAAGCUGCAGGCCGACAGCUUCGGCCUCCACAUCGUCCCUGUCUGACUGCCUGCCCAGGAGGCAGGGAGGACCUACGCGACACGACGCCUCCCCGCCGCCGCCCCAGCCCCAUCCUGACCCCAAAGAUCCCCCCCUAGUCCCCAGCGCAGCCCUUCACGUCACCCGGGUGGAAGGCUGGACAGGACGGGUGGAGUCGCGGGUGGGACGCUCAGGCCCUGGGCCCGCAGCCCCCAUCCCCACCCGCCGCGCCUCCCCGCCUGUCUGGACUGCGUGGCGCCUGGAGGAGGGACCCCAGCCCAGCUCCACCA